This is a messenger RNA of Exaiptasia diaphana, 2537 nucleotides long. RefSeq names its product ubiquitin-conjugating enzyme E2 E1. Gene Ontology annotation, biological process: protein polyubiquitination. Lineage: Eukaryota; Metazoa; Cnidaria; Anthozoa; Actiniaria; Aiptasiidae. The record is from RefSeq and is a predicted model, not a curated record. Bases 149 to 712 code for a protein of 187 amino acids. The transcript is spliced from 7 exons. Gene Ontology annotation, cellular component: nucleus. Gene Ontology annotation, molecular function: ubiquitin conjugating enzyme activity.
AAGCCUUUGAAAUGCUGUGUGCCGAGCGACCAAGCUCACUCAGUUCUUAACUUCAAAUUGUGAGCACGAGCCAUUAAUUAGUCCAAAUCGUCCAGAWACCUCCGGGUUUAUAUCGUCUACAUUACAAACUUCAUAUAUACAUCCCACAAUGUCAUCUGCCGCUUCUACCAGCUCACAGUCAAACCGUGAGUCAGGAGGCGACGCCGAGAAACGAAGCAAGAGAGAUUCGAGAAGGGCAAAUUCAUGUCGUACACCCAAAACUGUUUCCCCAGCUGCAAAAAGAAUUCAGCGAGAACUUAGUGAAGUAACUCUCGAUCCACCWCCAAACUGCAGCGCUGGACCAAAGGGUGAUAACCUGUACGAAUGGUACGCUACAAUCUUCGGUCCACCAGGUUCUGUAUACGACAAAGGAGUCUUUUUCCURGACAUUCAUUUUCCUCCUGAYUAUCCUUUCAAACCUCCAAAGGUUUCGUUCCGUACCAGAAUAUAUCACUGUAACAUCAAUAGCCAAGGUGCUAUCUGUCUUGACAUAUUGAAAGAUAGCUGGAGUCCAGCCCUAACUAUUUCCAAAGUCUUGCUGUCCAUUGGCUCGUUACUUACUGAUUGUAAUCCAGCCGAUCCUCUUGUCGGAAGCAUCGCCACACARUAUCAAAAUAACAGAGAAGAACACGACAGGAUAGCCAAAGAUUGGACCAAAAAAUAUGCCACUUAAAUGAAAUAUAACAUGGAGAAAUUAUGGAGAAAUUAGUAGUAGUAAGUUGAGUUGAAAUUAGAUUGUUAUUUUAACAUUAGAAUGAACAGCCAUGUGAUAAAAGAACAUUUCCUGGAUUAUAACGUCAGUAGAUUUUUUUCACACCUGAUGGUUCUYUGAUUUUCGUCUUAUCACGCUACACGAACAACCUCUUGUAUGCGGUUGUAUCAAAGACUUGAUGUAUAUUAUAUAAGAAAAGAACGAGAAAAAUAUAGAGGAAGAAAGAGGAAGAAACAAACAAAAGCAAGACAAAAGAKGGAUAGUGAUUAUAAUGCGAGCAUAGGCGGCGGUUCUCUUACACUGGAAAAAAUCGCGCGCUGUAAAGGUUGUAAAUUUGAUGUAAAUGAUUUCCAUACAUUAAAUUUACAGAAUUUUGGACACUUACAUUAAUAUAUUUACACCAAAUUUACAACCUUUAAAGCGCGCGAUUUUUUCCAGUGUUAGGCCCUGUUUGCAUGAGAUAGGGUGCCCUAGGUAGUGGAGCCAAGCUCUUUUAUCUGGCAAGAAGAACCCAAGAGGAUUAAAAACAAACGAGUUUGGCUCUGCUACUUAGCGGUACCCUAUCUCAUGUAAACAGGGCCUCAAAGAAGACAUUGACAAGCAUGAUUUGCUGCACUUCCUCAAGCUGUUGUAACUCAACACUUUUUAAAAAAACAAAACAAAACUUUAAUUGACAUCCUCAACAUUAAAGUAGUAAUACACCAAAUUGCAAAAGCGUUGACACAUAAUUAGAAAAAGAAAUUAUUGAGCCAAAUAAAAAAAAUUGAACUCUCGUCAAUUGAUUAACUCAAGCUUUUCAUUGUCUAUUUAAUCGAUUCAACUUUUUUGCAAUUACUUUGGAACUUUUCUUUUCUUGCACUGAAUUCUAAAGUAAGGUUCACUUAAUAAAAGGGCAAAAAGAUUAGAAAAAGGAAGAAUUUAACCAAAACAAACAAAAACACUUUAUGAAGACUGUAUAUUCUCUAUAAUUAUAGUGCUAAAGCAUAUUGUAUAUCCUCUGCUAUUAUACAUAGUAAUAUUGAGAUAACCACAUUUAAUACUGGGUUAUAAUGUAAAAAAACUCCCCAAAAUUUACAAAGUUAGUAACUUUUAGAACUUAUGUAAUCUGUAUACACUGGAAAAAAUCGCGCGCCAUAAAGGUUGUAAAUUUGAUGGAAAUAUGAUGUAAGUGUCCAAAAUGAUGUAAAUUUGAUAAAAAUGAUUUACAUCAAAUUUAUAUCAUUUUUGACACUUACAUCAUAUAUACAUCAAAUUUACAACCUUUAAAGCGCGCGAUUUUUUCCAGUGAUAGUGAUAAAUUACUGCAUCAUAAACCUCUCUGCUUAUCACUACUUAAAUUAUCAGAUAGUGUAAUUAUAAAAAAUACGUCAGGUUCAAAAAGGUUUCAUUCGUGUAUUAAGAUUUAAGGGGAUGAUGGGAUUGCAAACUGUCMCUACGCGYGUCUUUAUGARAAGUUGCGCUCCCRUGCUCCUCUUCGGUCGUAGAUUUGAUGAUGUAAUUUUUYUGAACCCGAUAACAUUUUACCAUUAAGUGUACAUCCUAACUAAUGCCAGUAAAGAGAUGUAACUAUUAAAUUAACGACAUUUUUCUUUUGCAUUUUUAUGUAUAACAUGUUUUCUGUUUGUACCUAUACMUGUAAGCUGUUUCACCUGGCAAUAACUUGUAAUUAAAUCUAGAUCUAUAUAUUCCAUAUAUAUGUAUCUGUAUUUCAAAUGGGUCAUUAUUAAAUGAAUAUAGACAACAUGUAUAUUCUUUCAAUAUGAUUAAAACGCUAUCGUUAAACCGC